This is a messenger RNA of Volvox carteri f. nagariensis, 820 nucleotides long. RefSeq lists its product as uncharacterized. The record is from RefSeq and is a predicted model, not a curated record. Bases 119 to 820 code for a protein of 233 amino acids. The transcript is spliced from 7 exons. Gene Ontology annotation, biological process: translational termination. Gene Ontology annotation, molecular function: translation release factor activity. Lineage: Eukaryota; Viridiplantae; Chlorophyta; Chlorophyceae; Chlamydomonadales; Volvocaceae.
AGCAAGUAGUACGGUUAUCCUGUACCUCUACUUCAGAGACUUUCGCACCACAACACCUGCUUACUUACGAUCACGUUAGAGAGUCAAUUUUUCAUUGUACGUUUUCAGUUGACUAGGUAUGGCUGCACGUAGCCUUCUGCGUCUAUGCACUGGACAGGUUGCGCUCCCCCUAGCCGCACGGUGCUGUACGCGGCCGUUUCUUCAUACGGUGUUGCAGCCAUCUCUCUGUCCCUAUGUACGACCCUAUAGUCGUUAUCAGUGGUUGGUACCCGGUGCGACAGCGGGUGAGGCUGCUGCCGAACCCCAAGUCAGCGUGGCACCACCCAAGCCCAAAUACAACGUCAGGCCUAUCACUAAAGGCAUCAUGUGCAGAAGAUAUAAUAAAUGGAUGGAACUAAUGCAGGAGGCUUCGCACGACGUUGAAAUCUCCUUCGCACGCUCCAGCGGUGCUGGGGGGCAAAACGUCAACAAGGUGAACACCAAGGUGGACAUGCGGUUCGACCUGGGCAAGGCGUCCUGGGUCCCAGACGAGGUCAAGGACGCCAUUCGCCAGCUGGAGAAGAACCGCUUUACAAGUGACGGCGUGCUCGUGAUGCAGUCACAGCGGUUCAGGACGCAAGCGCAGAACUUAGACGACGCGUUGGCGAAGCUUCAAGAGAUCAUCGAUCGAGCUGUCGAGCAUGUGACACCCAAGGAAGCGGACCCCGAGACCAUCAAGAGGGUCAAGGCGCAGAUUAAGGCAGGCAAGGAAAGGCGGUUGGAAGCAAAGAAGAAGGACUCGAUGCGCAAGAAGGAACGGUCCCGGCGUGAUUGGGAUUGA